AUGGUAUAAGAUAUUUUAUUAAAGUUAAGUUUAAGAAGUAUUCUUAUAGUCCAUACAUUUAUAAAAAAGCUAAAAUAAUAAAUAGGAUUUAGAUAUAUUAAACAAAACAUAAUUAAAUUAAUAGAUGAUUAAUCUUAUUUUUUUAUUCAUAAUACGCCAAAAUAAAAAUUAUUAAAGUUUCCAUUUGCAAUAAAAAAAUAUAUUUAUUUUUUUAAAAGUAUAAAAUAACUUCAAGAAAUUUCACUAAAUGUUCUAUAAUAUUUUUAAUCUAUUCUUAAUUCAAUAAAACUAUUUGACCCUUCUUCAAAUUAUGUAGUUAUUUUUAAUAUUAUUUUGUUCUUAUUUACUGUUGUUUCGUUAUUUUAUAUUCCUUUAGAAAUAAUAAACGGAAAUAUUUAUGAUAUAAAAUAUGGUUCUGCUUGGAAAAUAUUCAAGUUAAUUAAUUGUAUUGCAUUCAUUUUAGAUAUUAGUAUUAAAUUUAAUACUGGAUAAUUUGAAAAGGGAGCAAUAAUUUUAGAUAGAAAAUAAAUAGCUAAAAAUUACAUUUAUAAUGGAUUUUUUUAUGAUACUUUUUCAGUAAUUCCUGCCUUUUAGUCUUUAUUAGAUUUCGAAUAAAGUCGAAUUUUUAAUAUUUUGAUUUUAUUAAAAAUAUAGUCGGCCAAAAAAAUAAUUAAUUAAUUAUAAGAUUAUGUGUCUUUUAGAAAUAGUAAAAUUUAAAAUUUAUUAAGCUUAAUUUCUUUAAUGCUUAUGAUUUGUAGUAUUUGCCAUAUUUUUGCUUGCUUGUUUUUAGGGUUAGCAGUUAUUGAAGAAUAAUAUUAAUUAACAAAUACUAAUUGGAUGAAGGAGUAAAUGAUCAAUGGAACUAAUACACAUUGGUUUGUUAAAUAUACUUAUGCUCUUUAUUUUGCUGUUACUACUAUGGUUACAGUUGGUUAUGGAGAUAUUCAUCCUGUUAAUUUUAUAGAAGUUUUAUUUACGAUUUUUGGAAUGUUUGUUAGUUGUGGUGUUUUUGCUUAUAGUAUUAACUUAAUUGGAGAUCUUUUUAGGGAAUUUAACAGAAUGUAAAAUGAAUUUAAAAAUUAAAUGACAAUUGUAAAUAGAUUAUUAGUACAAAAAAAUAUUAAUCCUGAUUUAAAUUUAUAAGUAAGGAAAUUUUUUGAAUAUAAAUUUUAUGCUGAACCUUAACUUUCAAUGGAAUAAGAAGAGUAAAUAAUGUAAAAACUAUCAAAUCAUUUGAGAGAGAAAGUAAUUAUUGAAACUAAUAUUUAGAUAAUAAACUAUUGUAAAAUAAUGAAAUAAUCUUUUUCUGAAAAAAUUUCUAAAAAUGAAAUUAUUUUUGAACCAGAUACUUAUUUUGAAGAUCCCUUAAUAUAUAUAAUAAGUCAAGGUAGUAUAUAAGCAUAUAUAGAAUGUGAUAAAAAUAUAAGCGAAAUAGCAAUUUUAUAAGAAUUAAAUUAAGGAGAAUGCUUUGGAAUGUAAAACUUUUUUGCUUUAAACUAAAUAUCCUAUGGCUUCAAAGCGAAAGAGUUUACUAUUUUAUAUGCAAUUUAAAAGAGCAAAUUUUUAUAAAUAAUACAGAACAAUCAAAAUGAUUAUGAAAAAUAUUGCCUUUUAAAGGAUAAAGUUUAGUUUUGUCAAAAUUUAAAUUGUAUAGGAAUAAGUUGUUAUGGUUGCCAUUAAGAGGGACAUACAGUAUAAUUUUGUAACUAUUCACAUUAUAUUCCUAAUAAAGAAAAGGUGAUUUUAAAAGAUUUAUAUUCUAAAUCUUAAUAUAGGAUUAAAAGCGUUAGAAAGUAGACUAGGAGAAUAAGUACGUUAUUAAUAACAAAGAAGUUAAAAGAAAUCUAAGUUGAGUUUUUAAAAGAAAAUCAAUUUGAUAUAGAUAAAUUUGGUUAUACUUAUUUAAAUGAAAAAUUGGAUGAUAAUUCUAUAUAUUUUCACAAUCAAUAAAUAAAUAAUAAAUAAAAAAAUGAAUAAUAAGAAUUUAUUAAUAGUAUUGAUAACAAGAAUUAGAAUUAAAAUUAAAAAUAAACAAAUAAAUCAAUUCUAAGUUUUAGAAAAAUAUUAAUGGAAAACUCAGGUUAAAUAACAGGAAGUGAUAAAAAAAUUAGAAAAUUGAAUUCAAUACAAAAUGAUGAAUAUAAUCCGAAUAAGUUUUCUUUUAAUAAUAUAAAUAGUACAGCUUGUUAAAUUAAUAAAAAAAACUAAAUUAAAACUGCUUUGAAAAAAAAUAUUUUUUUAUUAAAUAAUUAUUUUUAAAAUACUGAACUAUAUAGUUAAGAUAGUGAAAAACAUUAAAUAAAAAUUUAAGCAAUUUAUAAAAGAAAAAAAGAAUUUUAAGCUUUGUUUAAUUUGAAAGGGAAUAUUCUAUGA
Molecule: messenger RNA, 2373 nt
Organism: Ichthyophthirius multifiliis
Lineage: Eukaryota; Ciliophora; Oligohymenophorea; Hymenostomatida
Exons: 3
Biological process (GO): monoatomic ion transport; transmembrane transport
Cellular component (GO): membrane
Molecular function (GO): monoatomic ion channel activity
Source: RefSeq, a predicted model, not a curated record